AUGAUUAGAAAGCAUACUUAUUUGACACCUUAUGCAAUUUUACUCAUUUUUUAUUUCUUAACUACGUCCUUGGCCAUUCCUGCACCGAUAACUGAACGUUCUCAUCUAUUGAAACGUGGUGAAAAUGAAAAAAAAUGCCCAUGCACUUAUAUUCACAGCGAAUUUGACGGUGUUUAUAAAGGUGAAAUAACCCUUAUUCAAGAGGAGAACGGUGGUACUUCUAUUUUCGGCCUUUUUUCAAAAGGAUUUGAAGAUGAUGACGAAUAUACUUUCUACAUACUAGAUGACUAUGGAAAACCUUUUCAUGAUAUGACCAAAUAUUUAAAUAUUAAAUUCGUUAAUGGUGGUACAGAACCAUUUUCAGCCAAAAUUCCCGACCUAAAUAUCGAUUGUGGCGAUGAUAACAUCCUAAGCAAGCAUGUUUCACUCGAAAAACGAGCAUGUAAGGCCGGGGAUAAAGUAGCAAUAAAUAAAAAGGGUUCUAAUACAGGUCCUACUACUGGAAAACCUACUUGUUAA
Cetraspora pellucida is the source of this 519-nucleotide messenger RNA. The record is from the annotation of a GenBank genome assembly. NCBI's taxonomy places the organism in Eukaryota, Fungi, Glomeromycota, Glomeromycetes, Diversisporales, Gigasporaceae.